AUGUUAAAAUUUAUCAUCAUUUCAACAUUAUUAUUACUGCAAUUUAUUUAUGCUGAAGAAAUUCAGCCUGUGGUAAUAAAUAAAUUUGAGAAUAAUAUGAACAGAGAAAUGAAAGCUAUCUCAUCAAACUGUCCACGAUCAUGUCCACCAUCAGAAGAUCAACAGCCAGUAUGUGGUACGGACGGAAUUAUUUAUGCAAAUUCUUGUGAAUUAAAAAAGAAAACAUGUACGAAAGGAAAUAUAAAUGCGAUUAAAGAAGAUCCAGAGGGCUGUGAGCGUUCGAAAGGAUCACAAUGCAAUCACAAAUGUCCAUCGGAAAAAGAUUUAGUGUGCGGUACAGACAGUAGAACUUAUUUAAAUCGUUGCAUGUUGGCUGUUCAAGCAUGUAGAGUAGGAAAAGCAGCUGUAUCGUUAGCACACAUGGGCUCAUGCUUAAACGGUUCAGUUAUUCGUGAGUCUUGCCCCGUCGAUUGUAACAGCGCUCCCCAAGAUGGGCCAGUUUGUGCAUCAGAUGGAAAUGUAUACAACUCAACAUGUCAAAUGAAAUUGAUCACGUGUGGGCAAGGUGUUGUAAGAACAAGCAGAAAACAUUGUCAAAGUACAAGAAAUUGUCGAGAGUCAUGUUGGAGAGUUGCUCGUCCAACGUGUGGUUCAGAUGGUAGAUUAUAUGCUAGUCCCUGUAAAAUGCGAUCAUCAAAUUGCGGCAAGCAUGUUUUUGAGGUGCCAAUUUCCUUCUGUAUGUCACAACAAGAGAGAACUGGAAGCUUCAGUAAUUAUUAUCAAGGUGAUUGUCCUAAAGCAUGCGACGGAAUUGAAGAAAAGUACGUCUGUGGCAGUGACGGAAGCGUCUACACUUCAGAGUGUGAACUCAAAAUGCUUAAUUGCGGAAGUCAAAAGAAAAAUAUCCAAGUAGUUCCAAUCGAGAAAUGUCAAAAGAAAAUGGACAGGUGUAAGAAGAACACAGAAAUCGCAUGCAAGAGUCAAAAGAAACAGAAUUCAUUCUUUGGAAAAGAAGAUACAAUUUGCGGAACUGACUCCAAAACAUAUGCCAAUGAAUGUGAAUUACAAAAGGCUACAUGUUUGCGAGGUGUUCAGAUGGCACAUAUUGGAAGUUGUUCGAAAUUAAGCAACGAGCAUGCAUGUGAGGCAUGUACAGAUGAUGAUUAUGAAUUGCAACCGAUUUGUGCAUCGAAUGGUCAAGUCUAUCAGAAUAAAUGCGAGAUGAAGCAGCAAACUUGUGGGCUUCAUGUUGUACCUGUAUCAUUACAAAACUGCCCAAAGACUCAAUUCUGCGAUGUCGAUUGUGACUCAUUGAACGGUCAACAACCAAGUUACAUUUGUGGUUCUGACAAUAAGCUAUACAAGUCUGAGUGUCAUAUGAGAAAAGAGAAUUGUGGAAAGCAUGUAUUCAUUGUGCCAAUUAAGAGAUGUCUCACAACAUUCACAUUCAAAGGUUGUGCAACAAUCUGCCCACAAGAAUAUGAUCCUGUAUGUGGAACCGAUGGUAAAACAUAUUCAAAUGAAUGCUUUCUUUCCAUUGAGAGAUGCCGAACGAAGAAUAAAAUUAUGAAAAAAUAUUUGGGACCAUGUGGAAGACCUGAACAGUCGCCUGCAAAUUAUUUAUAUUAA
Messenger RNA from Chironomus riparius, 1629 nucleotides. Lineage: Eukaryota; Metazoa; Arthropoda; Insecta; Diptera; Chironomidae. The record is from the annotation of a GenBank genome assembly.